UCAGUCGAUCAGUGCUGCGUUCGGUAGGUAAAAUCCAGUUUCGACCUCCCCUGGAUCCACUGGCCAGUAAUCAUAGCAGUACUCGCAGUAGCUUCAGUCGUGUUCGAGCUUCAGGAUCAGUCGCGUGGGAAUCUGAGGCCGCGGGAAACGUGUGGACAGUGUUGAGUGCGCGUGCGGACCGUCCAUCUCUCUCUUUUCACUUUCGGCUUCCCUUCUCUUGUGGGCAUCCGAAACGCCGAUUUCGUCAGUAAAACAAAGCGUGAACACAUUAGCAAUGGCAGAAAAGAAACGCGUCUGCAUCAUCGGCUCUGGCAACUGGGGAUCUGCGAUUGCUAAAAUUGUCGGCAAAAAUGCCAGGGAACUUCCUCAGUUCGAAGAACGGGUCACGAUGUACGUUUACGAGGAGUUGAUAGACGGUAAAAAACUUACCGAAAUCAUCAACGAGACUCACGAGAACGUCAAGUAUCUACCGGGGCACAAGAUUCCCGAGAAUGUGAUCGCGGUACCGGAUGUCCUGGACGCUGCCCGUGACGCGGAUAUCCUGAUAUUCGUCGUGCCCCACCAGUUUAUCCACAGGAUAUGCAGCUCCCUUCUUGGAAAGAUAAAAUCCACCGCUGUUGGCCUGUCGUUGAUAAAGGGAUUCGACAAACGUGAAGGUGGCGGCAUCGAGCUUAUUUCCCACAUAAUAGCUAAGGAGCUGAAAAUACCGGUUUCCGUUUUGAUGGGAGCAAAUCUUGCCUCGGAAGUCGCCGAUGAGAAAUUUUGCGAAACCACAAUUGGUUGCAAGGAUAAACUUGUUGCGCCAUUCCUCAGGGACAUUAUCCAGACCAGCUACUUCAGGGUUGUGGUCGUUGACGAUGCAGAUGCUGUAGAAUGCUGCGGUGCGCUCAAGAACAUUGUGGCCUGUGGCGCUGGUUUUGUCGAUGGUUUGGGACUUGGGGAUAACACAAAGGCGGCGGUGAUCAGACUUGGACUGAUGGAAAUGAUCACGUUCGUGAACGUAUUCUUUCCCGGUGGACAGUUGUCAACUUUCUUCGAAAGUUGCGGAGUCGCCGAUCUGAUAACUACCUGCUACGGAGGUCGAAACAGGAAAGUUUCCGAAGCUUUUGUCAGGACUGGAAAGAGCAUCGCUGAACUCGAAACGGAGAUGCUAAACGGCCAGAAAUUGCAAGGACCUUUUACCGCUGAAGAAGUCAAUUAUAUGCUCAAGCUGAAGGAUAUGGAGGGAAAGUUCCCGCUCUUCACAGCCAUUCAUCGAAUCUGCGUGGGCGAGCUAAAGCCCAGCGAUCUCAUCGACUGCAUUCGCAGUCAUCCGGAGCACAUAAACGAGGGUUACGGAUUUAAGGAACUUCUACCAAUUCCAUCGCCGAUAUCUCGUCUCUGAAGAAAACAAUAUCGCCAUACCAGCCAACAAACUCGUUGAAUUAUUUUACUGUGAUUGCAUCGGGUUACAUUGAACGUAUACUUACUGUACACAUUCGAAUUUUGAAUGUGAAUUUUUGAGUUAAUAUCAAUCAGAAUGAUGUUAUUCGUUUUGCAUGUUUUCUCAAUAAUGUUUCACUGUAAAUGGUUAGGUUUCGAAAAACAAAAUGUUUUGUCUUGUAUUUUUUUAUGCCACUAUUUGCAAAACUUACGUUAACAAUACUACGAAUUAUCGCUAAAAUUAUCUAGUUAUCCUUUUGUACUUUUAUAAAAAAUUAUUUUAUAUUCUGUUACAGUGUUAAGGUUAACUAAUAAAUCAUUAGAUUCCAACGA
Neodiprion fabricii is the source of this 1755-nucleotide messenger RNA. RefSeq names its product glycerol-3-phosphate dehydrogenase [NAD(+)], cytoplasmic-like. Gene Ontology annotation, biological process: carbohydrate metabolic process; glycerol-3-phosphate catabolic process. The coding region runs from base 275 to 1384 and encodes 369 amino acids. The transcript has 8 exons. Gene Ontology annotation, molecular function: protein homodimerization activity; NAD binding; glycerol-3-phosphate dehydrogenase [NAD(P)+] activity. Gene Ontology annotation, cellular component: glycerol-3-phosphate dehydrogenase (FAD) complex; cytosol. The record is from RefSeq and is a predicted model, not a curated record. Lineage: Eukaryota; Metazoa; Arthropoda; Insecta; Hymenoptera; Diprionidae.